Molecule: messenger RNA, 5621 nt
Organism: Wyeomyia smithii (pitcher-plant mosquito)
Lineage: Eukaryota; Metazoa; Arthropoda; Insecta; Diptera; Culicidae
Gene: SCAP
Product: sterol regulatory element-binding protein cleavage-activating protein
Exons: 9
Coding region: 562-4926 (1454 amino acids)
Biological process (GO): SREBP signaling pathway
Cellular component (GO): Golgi membrane; endoplasmic reticulum membrane
Molecular function (GO): protein binding; sterol binding
Source: RefSeq, a predicted model, not a curated record
AAUUGCAGCGCCUUAUGAUUUUUGUGAAAUGUACAGAAACAAACGCUUAUCGUGAUAAGAAAAAAUGAGGAUAUGUGUUUAUUGAAACUUAAUAUUUCUACUGAAAGUUAACCGGUAUAAUCUGGAAACAAAAAGAAGAAGAACCAGUUGAUAACGGCAGGAAAAGUUUAGCAACCCGUUUUUAGCAUUUCACAUGCACCUCUUGCUUUGUGUGUUAAUAAAAUUCAAUUGAAGAUAUUUUAUGUGUGUGUUUUGUAAUGGUUAUAAGAGGUAAGGAUACAAAACUGCCUGAAAGAGCAGUGCAAGGAAAAGCAAAAAAGUGGACAUGAGUAAGCGAAAUUUGUGAGGAAAUAUUGGAGAUCGUAAUGAUGGUGAUUUUAAUGCCCAAUCGCAUUUUUGACAAUCAGUGGAAUUGGAAGGCGUACCAGAGUAAAGACGCUUCAUCUAUAAAUUUAAACGUUUGACCUUGAACUCGUUUAAGAAUCAAAAUCUGGUUCGCUACUGGAGGAAAUCGAAAUUUUACGGUGAGAGUUGACGGUCGAAAUCCAAGUUUCGAGCGUGAUGACUAGUUCAUCAAAUAUUGACGCACACAAUGCUUCGACGCCUGCUGGGAGCGUGGGAAACGGGCAAGGUGACCACCGGCAUAGUACGCCAUUACAGUCCCCCUAUCAACAGCACUUUGCCCAAAACCUGAACAGCCAUCACAGCCAGCAGUCAGCAUCGAUUAACCAUCGUUCCCCGAUGGUAAUGGCUGGCAACCAUAUCGGCACCACCGGUGCCAUGGUUACGCCGGUCGCCAACGGAAAGCUACACAUGUCCCCACCAGCGCCACCCGUCCGAAUGAUUUCCCGCCAGAAAACAACGGUCAGCAAGGACGGUGACGAAAAGGGAAAAACGCUACCCGCACGAGUGACGCAGAUCUACUAUCGGCACGGCCUAUUUCUGUCCAGCUAUCCGGCCUGUGCAACCAGUGUUGCAGUGGCCGUUAUUAUCUUCUGCUGCUACCCUCUGUUGAACAUACCUCUACCCGGAACAUACCCCACCAGAGUGAUAUUCCCGUACACGGACCAAAUCGGACAAAAUUUACGAUUCACCGGAAAUUCUAGCAACUCUCCGGAUCUGUACGCUCCUUUCGGUUUCAAUGGAAACAGUUUCCUCAACAUCUACAACAUUAGCUUGGAGGCUCCGUUCCCGUGGGCCCGAAUCGAUCCGCUUCUGUACGUGCAGCAGAUAAUCAUGCGCUCCAGCGUCGUACCCUGGGAGGAUGACCUGCUGCUGACGGAUGCCUUUCGGGGUCCACUGUACGAGGUGUUCAAGCUGGUUGAGAUCAUCAGCAACCACGAGGACGACAGUAAAACUACGCUUAGUCAUCUCUGCCUGCAUGUCGAAAAUGUUAAACGACCGUCCCAACAGAUGCUGUUCCCGGAAUAUAAUUGUUUGCUACUUUCGCCAGCUAAUCUGUGGCAGCAAAAUAUUCAAACGUUCAAUAAGGACAGCAACCUGCUGAAUACAGUUUUCGUCAAUCACAAUUUGCAAAAGUCGAAAGUAUCAACGUCGGAGAUGCUCUUUGGCGUAUCGUUGCGCGACACCGGUGUCAAACGAUACCCGACGCGGGUGCGUCCACGAAUCAUCCAAUACGCGGUGACGCUGAUUCUGCGCGAAAACAACCCUGCCUUCAUUGAAUCGCUCAAGCAGAAGCUCGUGAAAAACUAUCCACUGCAUGCACCGAUUGUCCGGGACGAUUCGACCCUAAAACAACAGUCACCGAAAUCGAGCAGUGAACAGUCCUCGAUCAUGUACAUCUUCUAUCCGGGCGAGUUUGAUUGGAAGGAGUUUUUGCCCCAGUGUAUUGCAAUUGUAAUGCUGUUUUGGUAUGUGUACUUCUCCGUUCGGAAGAUUGAAGUAAUACGCUCACGACUGGUGCUAGCAAGCAGUGCUGUAUUUACAGUGCUGGGUUCGCUACUGAUGUCACUGGGAAUGUGCUUCUUCUUCGGGUUGACAAUCAGUUUACAGUCGAAGGGAGUCUAUCCAUAUCUAGUGAUUUUGGUUGGACUGGAAAAUGUUCUAGUUAUCACGAAAAGCGUUCUGACAACGGAUAAUAAUUUGGAUGUCAAAAUACGCGUGGCGCAGGGAUUAUCCCGUGAGGGCUGGUCUAUAACCAAGAAUCUGCUCGGGGAAAUUACUAUUUUAACUAUCGGAUUAUGUACGUUUGUACCGGUGAUUCAGGAGUUCUGUAUAUUUGCCAUUGUCGGGUUGGCGUCGGAUUUCUUUCUACAACUGAUGUUCUUUUCGACGGCUUUGGCUUUGGAUAUCAAGCGAGUUGAGUACAGUGCAGAGGUUAGACAGCUUCCAAAGAUGUUGUACUAUAAUAGUGACCCUCGUAGGAGUGCCAACGAGGUUACCCAUAAUGGAGGCAUUAGUCGAUCGAUGUCCCACCCGAAGUUAUCUGCUCUGGAUCACAGUGGUAACCAUAUAAAGAAAAAUAGCCUGACUACGUCCGUUAAUGGUAAGGAUAAGAAAAUUCCAAAACGGUUGCGUAUCGUAAACUUUUGGGCUAAGACCAGAUUUUUUCAACGUGGCUUCAUGAUCUGGAUGAUUUUGUGGAUCUCAAAUAUUAUCUACAACUCGGGUCUGAUCGAAUACAUGAUCGACAAGAAUCUUUCAGCCCACCGGGCUGCCGGUGGAGCAAGUAAAUUAGACAUUCCGUUGAAUGAUUUGCAUGAUCUCAAAUCCGCCGAAGCCGGCGGUUACUUGAACUACAAUCACUAUGCAUCGCAAGCAGAGCUGAAUGGAAAUAGUGAGCGAAUUUUGAACAUCACUGAACAAUUAAAACGUUUAAAGCACCCGGACUAUGAAACUGUUUAUCAGCUGUCGAACUUUCACUGGUCGUCGAUCUUGAAGCAGUACAAUAUAUCACUUUCGGGGCGCUACGUUACCGUAUUGCCGGCGAUUAAAUUGUCACAUGCAGUUAGUCCACAGGUGGCUUUAAAACUGCGCAACCCAGACGAACAAGCUCCGCAUCAUUUCCAGUGGAAGGCUUUGGCAGCUGCCCUUGAUCCAUUGGAUUUGAACGACAUAGACACGGGAGACAACCCAAAUAUAAACGAUGGAAAUGCACCCUUUUAUCCCAAGACACCCAUGGAGAUAAUUUUGAGCUGUGUUUUGAUUGCGGUUAGCAUAUUUGGAGUGACGUACGGUUUAAUCGUUAUAUACCGCUGCAUGUGUACAAGAAAUUACGCAGAGUGGCGUGCCAGUUGGCACGAUAGUGAGAGUGAAACAGAACCCAACCAGGAACAACGCAUUUUAGAAGGAGUCCCUGUUCAAAUAGACGGGCACAAGCAUCGAAUAGAGUGUUUAGUAACGGACGGUAACAUGAUUGCGAGUUCUUGUCUACAAGGUCAAGUUAAAGUUUGGGAUGUUACGAAUGGCGAACUGGUGUCGGAAAUUCACCGGACGAAUCACUUCGAAAUGCAGCGAAAAGAAAGCCGGCGUUCUCCUCGAGAUUCAGUCAUAAUCAAAAGUGAACACUCUAGCGCCAAUGUUACCGGAAUGCAGGAGCUGUUUCCCGAGAGUUCUCCGACUAGCUUUGCUUACAAGCUGAAGAAAAAACUCCAGUUUAACUUUACCGAUUACGAUCAUCAACAUGAGAAACAAAACGCAGAUUCUGUGAAUCCAGUCAAGUUGAAUUUCGCUGCUCAGUUUGAGAAAUAUUUUACUCGCGAACGAGAACCGACAAAAAAACACGGGCUCUGUAACGGCGGUAUUGCUACCGACCAUCUGCGGAAUCGUUUUCUGACGGCAGCAACAGCUACAAAUUCCCCAGCAUCCCAGCAGUUUAGACGUUCGUGCAGUGGGGAAGACGACCUGCGGCAGCAACAUGUUGGGAUUGGUGAGUGCUCUCAACCGCCUGGAAGGAAAAAAAUCUACCAGACCUCACCGAUUUGGUGUUUGGAUUUCUUGGACAAUCUCAUCGUAAUAGGGUGCGCCGACGGGCGGUUAGAAUUUUGGGAAGGGACGACUGGUAACUUCAAGGGCAUUUACGAAGCUGAGAAUACCCGUAACAAUGGGGUAACGAACAUCAAACUGACCGGUGACAAAGUAAUAGUGGCGAGACUGAGUGGACGCAUCGAUUUCCUCCGGUUGGAGACCUACACGCAGGGACGACAAAUUGACUGGGGCUUUACGUCAGCAUACAGGAGGACACACGUUCGAACCGGUUCGGCGGGUAGCAUUAGCCUCUCUCAACAGUCACACCCGGGUAAUAACACAUCCGAAGAGGAGCUUCGUUGCGUGCUGGAAUUCCACCAGCAGGGCCAUCAGAUGCCGGUAACAUGCCUGGAAGCGUCGGGUGUUACCGUUAUGACGGGCAGCCAAGAUCACACGGUGAAGGUUUUCCGUCUCGAUAGCCACGUGUUGCAAUAUACGUUGCACGGUCACUGCGGCCCGGUGACUUGUCUUUUCAUUGAUCAUUGGCAGGCCGGAAUGGGCGCUUCCGGUUGUCAGGAUGGGGUACUCUGUGUAUGGGACCUAAUUCGAGGUGCUUGCAUGUACAAAAUAGAGGCGCACGAUGACUCCAUCGUUUCCCUUGCCUGUUCGCCAAGUUAUGUGAUCUCGCUAGGAUUGGACGAACGAAUACGGGUCUGGGACCGCUUUCAGGGCCAACCGCUCAGUACUAUGACCGUCAGUCAUGCCUAUUCGUCGCUAGUGAUGCUUACGCCGUCCUUGCUCGUCACCGGAAAGCCAGGUUCAUUGGUAGUUUGGGAUGUCCGAACUGGAGAGGUGGCUCGAGAGGUUAAACUGGAUUGCUCCAAUUCACAGCUCAGCCCGAAAAUAAUGCUGCCAGCCUGUGGUUCUGUGAUCUGUGACUACGGCAAUCAGAUGAGAAUUGUUCGCUUUCCGCUUGUCGCUGCGGAUAAAUGUGAAUAAAGCAAGACAAAAGACUUUACACAAAACCGAAAAUUUUACAUAACAAAACAAAGUUAUUACUCAGAGUAAUGCAAAGCAACCAGUUACGUCGUCUAAAGAUACUAAAAGUAGCGUAGUUAUAGUUUUUUCUCACUCGAGAAUAGGACCUAAGCUUGAUAUAAUCUAAGUCGGGAAAAGUCGCUGUGUGUUGGCUAUUUUAUUUAUUUUUUCCGCUCGGAGGUCUGUUGUUUCAAACUGUAGCUUUAGUGUAGUUUUGCUCAAUAUUUACCCAGUUAUCUGUUCAUGUUGCGGCGAAAAUUUUCGACCAUAAGCAACAGUGCAGCUCUCUAGUGAAGGUUGAUUUCGUUUUAAUAAUUUAUUGUGUUAGAUAUUUUGCUUUUUUAGACUGUAGAGUUUAAUUGCCAUGGAAGUAAUAGUUGAUAACGAAGGUGUCCUUAUUAAUAAUCUUGAAAACAAAUGUACCAGAUGAAACCUUUCUCAGAACGGUGAGGGCCUUUGAAUACGAAAAUAUGAAAUUAAUGUAUUGAUAGACGAAGGAGAAUUCAUUUUCAGAAUAGGGUUAGACUCCUAGUGCUACAAUAUCACUUACAAAAACCAACCUACACUCACGCAUAUGAAUAACAUAUAAGUAUGUAUACUAGCAAUAAUUUGACCAGAAGAAAUUAUGAAACAUGAAUAAAAAAAACUAAACGUAA